CCCCUUAUGUUUCUCAACAAGCUAUGCAAGAAAGGUGUAGUACAAUUCCUAAAUCUCCCGAAAGCGAAAAGGCCUGUUCCUCGCUCUGUCUGAAAGUUGAAAAUAAUCAAGACAGAGAAAACGCUGUUCUAUUUUGGACACAAUUUGUUCAGGACCUUUUCUACUACACGUGUACGAAGACUGCAUAGAGCCAAAUUUUGUACGCGAGCAGCUGCGAGAGCGAAGCGUGCGUUUCAAUUUGGUUUCCUUGUUUUCUGUAGACUGUAAAUUUUUUCUUGAUGCCUCCUCUUCUUUUGGUACCAAGACCGGCUGAGUCGAAGUUUGGAUGUAUGAAUCGAUCCUCUGAUAUGAGUAGCGGAAAAUGGAAGAGUGUCUCGUCAACUGAACUUGCUCAAAGCAUUGACGGUGGUGGAGCGGGUAAUUCGGCAGAAAUUCUAAUUGUUGAUUGUAGAUCGCUAGUAGCUUUUAAUGGACUACACAUUAGAGGAGCUAUUCAUGUGAAUUGCACCGGAAUAGGACGUAAAAGACUUUCACAAGGCAAGGCAAAACUAAAAGACUUGAUUUCUUCAGCGGAGGGCAAAGAGAAGUUUAUCCGUGGUGGAGUGGGGACAACCUUUGUUAUCUAUGAUGAGUUGUCAAGUGAUCCUGAAGACUGCAAUCCUUGCCGUCCAAUUUGCUUAGUUUUACAAAAUCUUUUAAAAGAGGGGAGAAAUAUUUCGGUUCUAAAAGGCGGACUUAAGGAAUUCUGUAGGGAUUAUCAAAACUUGUGCGAAAACGCCCCUGUCAACCACUGUGACCUCGCUGACUUCCCGCCUUCACCAACGACAUGCGACUCGUGCCCAGGGCGCCCUCAAGGAACUCCUGUGACGGCCAUCUUACCUUUCUUGUAUCUUGGCAACGAAGAAGGCGCGGCUGAUGAAGCCCUAAUUGACAGGUUGUCAAUUAAGUACAUCCUUAAUUUGACUCCCCGAUGUCCGAAUUUUUUCAGUCACCGAUCGGAUCUUAACUAUAGGCAGAUUAAAGUAAACGACUCGAACCAAGAGGAUAUAGCGCAGCAUUUUGACGAAGCCAUACAAUUUAUUGACGAGGCCCGAGAACGAGGCAGCGGUAUCCUUGUGCACUGUCACGCCGGUGUGUCACGCUCGGCCACCGUGACAGUAGCAUACAUCAUGAAGCAACAAGGUCUUUGCUUGGGAGACGCGUAUAAAUUUGUCAAAGAGCUAAGGCCGGUAAUCUCACCAAACCUCAACUUCAUGGGACAACUGCUGAAGUAUGAGAAGAAAAAGAGAAACGACGAGAGUUCAUAAGGCAAAUGCUAGUUUGGGGGGUGUACUAGGACAAGGUAUGGAGCGAACACAUGUGACUCGUCUGUGUCUUGGCUUCCAGGCCUCUUGGGUACUUGGUAUCCGCGAGUAAGAUGAGAACUGGGGUGAACCCGUAGAUUUCUCAUCUCCUGUUAAUAAUUUGUAUAUAGGAUAUUAAUAAUAGUAUUAAUAACAUUAGUAAUAGCCAUAUCAAUAAUUAUGUCUAUUGUAAGGGAACAGUAACAAUCGAUAUUAUCGGAUUAGAAACGUGGAAAAAGGAUAUUCUCUAUUUUUAUUUCGACGUAUGUGUGUUAGCUUUGUAGGAUGUUUGUUUUGCAGUGUCGUACACAAACGUAUCUUUACUUGUCUCAUUUUUUACCUCACCUUCGGUAGAACUUGGGGAAAAGAUCGCGAUGAUAAGUCCACUUCGGAUAUUUUCGGAAGACAUCGGAACUCAUCGUCGACUGUCCGUUAAAACGAGUCCCCAAAUUUGUCAUGUAGAAGUGAAGUACUGCACUGUUGAUCAGAAACUUUCUCGUAUCAUUUCAGUGGUGGACAGUUUUAAAAUCGUUCAAGGGUAUUAGCAAGCUUUUUGUUAACAACUUCUCGUAACUUUCACGUUUCUUCCUUAGAUAAUUGUGUUUUGACUCGAUUUAUAUUAACACUAAGUACUGUGUACUUGAACGCCCGUAUACAUUAAUUGUAUGGAUCUGACAAAAAAAUUCCCUCGUAUUAAAUGAAGAUAGCUAUAAACGAAUAUAUGACAGAGGGAGGUGACAUCGUACCAAAACUUCAUCUAAAGAAGUCAUCAGGAUCGUAGAAUAUUUUAAACGGAUUGGAAAGGUGAGGAGUUUGAUAUCGAGGUAACUCAAGCGCAUCUUGAACUUGGCGUUGUUACACUCGUAGGUGUUCAACGCCUUGUGUCGAUAGCCGACUAUUGAAGCAGACCUGGAAAAUUCUCUAGUCAAUGCAGCAAAGGCUUACGCGCGAGUUUCUCGCCCGUAUUCUCCUAGUAUUGAGUUAUUUCCAGGGCUAUUCGAUUUGGCGAUUCGACUAACUCUGAUUAUGAUGACAAGGAAUCAGAAAGAGAUUAAUUUAUUGCCAGCUUGCUGUGUCUUGAUGAAAUAUAAAAUUUUUUGGUAAAUUUGAACUUCUCGUUAAACGGGCAGAUACGUGCAUCGUUGUGUGUGUGUGUGUGUGUUAGUGUUUGAUUGAUGGACAAUUAUAUGUAUUUAAAUGACUGAGAGAUGCUUUUUUGUUCAUGUUUGAACUCUUGGUGAAGGCGUUGCGUGAAGGGGAGUGCGUUACAGAAAGACACUUAACGGUUUCCAUCGCCGAAGCCCUUGUUGGAGUUUUUUUUCUCCCGCUGCUUUGGCCAUCAAACAUUGGCUGAUUGUAAAGGCAACUCGAUUCCAGUUUUAGGUUUUUAAAAAUUAAAUCUACAGCUCUUUCCUCAGCUGAGUGAUUUCUGAACUCCUGGACAACUGGACGCAGAAGCUUGCGAUUUCGUAUUUGCAAAAUAGCUGGACAUUUUCACUUUUAUUGCGUAGCAAGAGAAUAUCAUGAUAUUCUCUAGUAUGUAGAAACGAUUGUAAACGUUCAUUUUAAUAGUUUUUCUGGUAGAACGCCGAACACCGACGAACAUCCAAGGAACAUCCCAACCGUAAGUUGGAAUUUCCGGAGAUGAUCGUCAAGACUCGUACUUCUUCGUAAGUAACUCGUGUCUGUUCCCAUCAUUAUUUUAUUUGUAGCUUGUAGACGCAGACGAAUAUAAGUUGGUGAAUAGAGUAAGAUGCUCAGACGAAACCAUAGUCUAGAAAAUGUCAGGUUGAUAUUUUGUAAUAAAUCAGUUAAUUUAUAGUAGGUCAUUUACAGCUAGAAAAGACGUUGAUUUUUGCAAUAAAAUAGCUGAACUUUGUA
Molecule: messenger RNA, 3224 nt
Organism: Stylophora pistillata
Lineage: Eukaryota; Metazoa; Cnidaria; Anthozoa; Scleractinia; Pocilloporidae
Product: dual specificity protein phosphatase 10
Biological process (GO): peptidyl-tyrosine dephosphorylation; negative regulation of MAPK cascade
Cellular component (GO): cytoplasm
Molecular function (GO): MAP kinase tyrosine phosphatase activity; MAP kinase tyrosine/serine/threonine phosphatase activity; protein tyrosine/threonine phosphatase activity
Source: RefSeq, a predicted model, not a curated record